Striga asiatica is the source of this 342-nucleotide messenger RNA. Lineage: Eukaryota; Viridiplantae; Streptophyta; Magnoliopsida; Lamiales; Orobanchaceae. The record is from the annotation of a GenBank genome assembly.
AUGCCACGAGAAACACGGCGAAAAUUGCAAAACGGAUGGACCGUUGCGCUAUUUGCAACUGAUCGAGAAGAUCUUUUCGAUGAGUUAUCCAGUACCUUAGGUUUGAUGGACAUAUUUGAAAGGCUAUCAAGUCUAGUGACGUGGAAGCGUGAGCAUGUGGAAAAUGUAAGAGGGGAGAAUGCAGGAGGAGGGAAGAACACGGAGAUCGGUGAGAAUGCCGGGGAAAGAGCAAAGAAGAUUGGACUCGAGGAGGUCUGCAUGAGGUGCUUGAGCGACGGUACGCUGGAGAGGAUCCAUGUCCCUUUUUUCAUAGGAGAUGCGGGGAUGACAUCGACUUGCUGA